AUGGCAGCCCUCGGCGAGGACCUGCUCAUCACUGUCAACAAGUUGCAAGAUUUAGUCUUCAACACCAUCGGCAGUGACUCUCUCGAUCUUCCGCAAAUCGUUGUCGUCGGCUCCCAGUCCGCAGGCAAGUCGUCCGUCCUGGAGAACAUUGUCGGCCGAGAUUUCCUGCCCCGAGGCAGUGGUAUUGUUACCCGUCGCCCUCUUAUCCUGCAGCUCAUCAACGUUGCCGAGGACGAGAACGCCCCCGACACUACAGAGGACCGUUUCCGCUCUCCCGCCGCUGCGCGACGUUCCGAGUGGGCAGAGUUCCACCACAUUCCCAAUCGACGUUUCAACGACUUUUCCGAUGUCAAGCGCGAGAUCGAAAAUGAGACGUCUCGCAUCGCCGGUACCAACAAGGGAAUCAACAGACAACCCAUCAACCUGAAAAUCUACUCUCCUCAUGUUCUCAACCUGACCCUCGUUGAUCUUCCCGGCUUGACCAAGGUUCCUAUUGGCGACCAACCGACCGACAUUGAGAAGCAGACUCGUAACCUGAUUUCCGAAUACAUUGCCAAGCCCAACAGUAUUGUCCUCGCCGUGUCGCCCGCCAACGUCGACAUUGUCAACUCCGAAGCCCUCAAACUGGCUCGUCAUGUCGAUCCCCUCGGCCGCCGAACCAUUGGUGUUCUCACCAAACUUGACUUGAUGGACCAUGGAACCAAUGCGUUGGAUAUUCUUUCUGGACGCGUCUACCCUCUGAAGCUGGGAUUCAUCGGCGUCGUCAACCGUUCGCAGCAGGAUAUCCAGGGCAGCAAGCCCAUGGAGGAGGCGCUCAACGACGAGAUGGAAUUCUUCAAGCACCACCCUGCUUACCGUAACAUUGCUACCCGGUGCGGCACCCGAUUUCUGGCCAAGACUCUCAACACAACCCUCAUGGGACAUAUUCGCGAACGUUUGCCCGACAUCAAGGCCCGCCUCAAUACACUGAUGGGACAGACCCAGCAGGAGCUCGCUAGCUACGGCGACAUGCACUUCAGCGGCAAGGAGCACCGCGGCUCUCUGAUUCUGCAGCUCAUGACCCGAUUUGCAACCUCCUUCAUUUCUUCCAUCGAUGGAACUUCGACAGAGAUUUCCACCAAGGAGCUCUGCGGUGGUGCGCGCAUCUACUACAUCUUCAACUCCGUGUUUGGCAGCUCUCUUGAAGCGAUCGACCCUACGUCGAAUCUCACCGCUCUCGAUAUCAGAACCGCCAUUAGAAACUCUACCGGUCCCCGACCCAGCCUGUUCGUUCCCGAAAUGGCUUUCGAUCUGUUGGUCAAGCCCCAGAUCAAACUUCUCGAGAUUCCCAGUCAGCGUUGCGUUGAAUUGGUGUAUGAAGAGCUCAUUAAGAUUUGCCACACCUGCGGCUCACAAGAGCUUCUCAGAUUCCCUAGAUUGCAGGCCAAGCUGAUCGAGACCGUCUCUGACCUCCUGCGCGAGCGUCUAGGUCCCUCGUCCACCUACGUUGAGUCGCUCAUCUCGAUUCAGCGCGCUUACAUCAACACAAACCACCCAAACUUCCUGGGCGCCGCGGCAGCCAUGAGCAAUGUCGUCAACGCCAAGCAAGAUCGUGAGCGCAAGAGGCUGAUCCAGGAGGAACGCGAGAGGAGAGAGCGCAAGCGCCUCAAGGAGCUUGGUGCGAACGGCGACGUGGAAGAUGUGGAAGAGGCCGACAAGGAGUCGCAAAAGCACACCAAGCACUCGCGCAGCCUGUCACCUGCUGUCCACGAAGGCCACAGCAGCCUCGCUGCCGCUGUCAACGGCCGCCCUCAUUCGCCCAUGAAUGGGCAAGGUCUCGGUGGCGCCAAGGACACGUUCCUCAACUAUUUUUUCGGUAAGGAGGGUCUCACGCCUGGUCACCUCGCGACUGGCAUGCCCAACGGCCGCCAACACAACGAGCCCAGCUUCUCUAGCAGUCUCCGCCGCGAAGAAAAGAUUGCUGUUCGUCCUGCGCCAUCCUCGCGCGACGACGAUUACGACCCUACGUCGCGCAGCUACGGUCUUGCAUCCCACCUCGGCGAGUCUAACGAACCCGCUCUCACUGACCGCGAGGCCAUGGAGACGGAGCUGAUCCGCGCGCUCAUCUCCUCGUACUUCAACAUUGUGCGCGAGUCGAUUGCCGACCAGGUGCCCAAGGCCGUGAUGCACCUGCUGGUCAACCACUGCAAGGACGUGGUGCAGAACCGCCUCGUCAGCGAGCUCUACAAGGAGACGCUGUUUGAGGAGCUCUUGUACGAGGACGACGGCAUCAAGAAGGAGCGCGAGAAGUGCGAGAAGCUCCUGCAGACCUACCGCGAGGCGGCCAAGAUUAUCGGCGAGGUGCUGUAA
Akanthomyces muscarius is the source of this 2349-nucleotide messenger RNA. RefSeq lists its product as uncharacterized. Bases 1 to 2349 code for a protein of 782 amino acids. Gene Ontology annotation, biological process: mitochondrial fission; peroxisome fission. The transcript is spliced from 4 exons. Gene Ontology annotation, molecular function: GTPase activity; microtubule binding; GTP binding. The record is from RefSeq and is a predicted model, not a curated record. Gene Ontology annotation, cellular component: cytoplasm; mitochondrion; membrane. NCBI's taxonomy places the organism in Eukaryota, Fungi, Ascomycota, Sordariomycetes, Hypocreales, Cordycipitaceae.